Messenger RNA from Nerophis lumbriciformis (worm pipefish), 1785 nucleotides. NCBI's taxonomy places the organism in Eukaryota, Metazoa, Chordata, Actinopteri, Syngnathiformes, Syngnathidae. The record is from RefSeq and is a predicted model, not a curated record.
AUGGAGCAGGACGACACCGUGAAGGCAUCCAAGAAGAAGAAGAGCAUCAUGGCGAAGAUGUUUAAAGUUCGCAAAAGGAGGGAGAUGCUGUUUGUACAGGUGUGCUUCAUCUGCAGUGCCCUCUUCGUGGCGUGGGCCAUGUCGGCGCUCUUGACCAAAACAGGUCACGGCAUGAUAAUGGAGGACCAUACCAACCUGGAGCACUGGGGGAGGCGGCUAAUGGCAUUAGAUGCCGAAAACGAAACAGAGCCCAAGAACUGUUCAUCACCAGCAAUACACGAGUUCCCCGAUGACCUUUUCACCAACAACGAACGAAAGAGCGGUGCCAUCCUGCUGCACAUUGCGGCGGCCCUCUACAUGUUCCUGGCCCUCGCCAUCACGUGCGACGAGUAUUUUGUGACGUCACUGGAGAAAAUAUGUGAGAAACUACAUCUUAGUGAAGAUGUCGCCGGCGCCACCUUUAUGGCUGCUGGCAGCUCUGCGCCUGAGCUUUUUGCUUCAGUCAUUGGUGUCUUCAUCACCCAUGGAGAUGUGGGGGUGGGAACCAUUGUUGGCUCAGCUGUCUUCAACAUUCUUUGCAUCAUUGGAGUGUGCGGUAUCUUUGCUGGACAGGUGGUAAUGCUGACUUGGUGGGCAGUUUUUCGAGAUUCCUUCUACUACAUCCUGUCUGUUAUAGCUCUUAUAGCAUUCAUCUAUGACGAGAAGAUUGUAUGGUGGGAGAGUCUUGUGCUGGUGGUCAUGUAUGCAGGAUACAUUUUGGUCAUGAAAUUCAAUUCCAGCAUGCAGGCUUUCUUCAUGGGCAAUUCCAAAAAGAACGUGGCCAAUGGUAACGCGGCAACCAGCAGUGAAAUGGAGGAUGUGAAGCCCACCAAGGCUUACAGCCGUGGCUCCGUGGUGAUGGUGGACGAGAUCAUGAACGCCAGCCCUUCCAAGUUUCGCUUUCCCGAAGCGGGUCUGCGGGUCAUGGUCACCAGCCACUUUGGACCAAAGACACGCCUGCGCAUGGCAAGCCGCCUCAUCAUCACAGAGCGCCAGAAGUUGGUCCAGGCAGCAAAUGGCGUGGAGACACAAGUGAUUGAUGGCAAGACGGACAUUGAGAAUGGGAACUUGCCAGAGGACAAACCCGCCAGGGAGGAGGACGAGGAAAGCGGCAUCUCCCCGUUUGGUGUUCCUAAGGGAUGUGGCAACAAGAUCAAGUGGCUGAUCUCAUGGCCUCUACUCCUCUUGCUCUUCCUCACCGUCCCAAAUUGUGGCAAACCACGCUGGGAGAGAUGCUUCAUGGUCUCCUUUAUCCUCUCAACUGUCUGGAUUGCAGUCUUCUCCUACUUGAUGGUCUGGAUGGUGACUAUAAUUGGCUACACUUUGGGAAUCCCGGACGUCAUCAUGGGUAUCACCUUCCUGGCAGCAGGCACCAGCGUCCCCGACUGCAUCGCUAGUCUCAUUGUGGCUCGCCAAGGUUUGGGAGACAUGGCUGUGUCCAACACUAUUGGAAGUAAUGUGUUUGACAUUCUAGUGGGACUUGGCGUCCCCUGGGCGCUCCAAACCAUGUGUGUGGACUACGGAUCAGAGGUGAUGAUUAACAGUCGAGGACUUGUGUAUUCAGUGGUACUUUUGCUGGGAUCUGUGGCCCUUACUGUCCUGGGCAUUCACCUGAACAAAUGGCGUCUGGACCUGAAGCUGGGCAUAUAUGUUCUCGUCCUGUAUGCAGUUUUCCUCUGCUUUUCGGUCAUGAUCGAAUACAAUGUCUUCACCUUUGUAAACCUGCCCAUGUGCUUUGAGGACUAA